This is a messenger RNA of Nelumbo nucifera (sacred lotus), 444 nucleotides long. RefSeq lists its product as uncharacterized. The record is from RefSeq and is a predicted model, not a curated record. Lineage: Eukaryota; Viridiplantae; Streptophyta; Magnoliopsida; Proteales; Nelumbonaceae. Gene Ontology annotation, molecular function: RNA-DNA hybrid ribonuclease activity; nucleic acid binding.
AUGAAUGUUGAUGGGAGCUUUUUGUGUCCUGGUAGUUCAGGUUUUGGUGCAGUUCUAAGAAAUGAUGUCGGAUCACUUAUAGCUGUAGUUUUUAGCAAAUCAAUAGUUUCGUCUCCCAUUCAAGCUGAAGCGAUGGCGAUCCUCAACAGUCUUGAGGUUUUGAGUAUGUACAAGGAGGAAGAUAUAGAACUAGAAUCAGACUAUCAACUUCUGGUGCAGGCUUUAGAUACAGGAAACUUGGACUUGGUCUCAUAUGCAAAUUUUCUAUGCAUGGACAUUAAGUUACUAACCGAAGAUCUGGCAAUUUCUUUUAAUCAUGUAAAUAGAUCUUGUAAUGUUGUUGCUCAUAUGCUAGUCAAGAGAGGUCUAAAAGAGUCUGGGUUGUUUGUCCAAGAUCCUGGGUGGAUCCAAGAAUUGACCAACCAAGACUUAAUUAAACCUUAA